GUGAAUAUAUAUAUAUAAAACCGUAGUUUGCCUCCUUUCGUUCCCUUCAGCUAACCAGUAGCACAGAGCUUCUUCUUUUCUGUCCCCAGUUCUCCUCGUCCUCGCAAAAUGUCUCUGGUGGCCAAUGAAGAUUUUCAGCACAUUUUGCGUGUGCUGAACACCAACGUUGAUGGAAAGCAGAAGAUAAUGUUCGCAAUGACCUUCAUCAAGGGUAUUGGAAGGCGUUUCGCUAACAUCGUUUGCAAGAAAGCCGAUGUCGAUAUGAACAAGAGGGCUGGUGAAUUGACCGCACAGGAGCUGGACAAUCUCAUGACUAUUGUUGCGAACCCGAGACAGUUUAAAAUCCCUGACUGGUUUUUGAAUAGACAGAAGGAUUAUAAGGACGGAAAGUAUUCCCAAGUUGUAUCUAACGCUCUUGACAUGAAGUUGAGAGAUGAUUUGGAGCGCCUGAAGAAGAUCAGGAACCACCGUGGCCUGAGGCACUACUGGGGCCUUCGUGUCCGUGGUCAGCACACCAAGACUACUGGUCGCAGAGGCAAGACUGUUGGUGUGUCCAAGAAGCGUUAAAGGAUUCAUAUUUAUUUUGAAGAAAUAUAUAUCUCUCAGAGAAUGUGGGUUUUCUUGUUUCUAGACAAAUAGUAAUAGUGUAGCGGCGUUUCAAUUAAAUGUUUGUUUGAAUAAUCAGUGUCUUGCAUUUGUGUCACAUUUGGCCCUUAAACAUGGUUUGCAAUAUUUUCAGCUCCAUUGAUUUUCCAAUUAAACUCUAAAAAUGCAUCAAAUAAGCGUUGUAAAUUUUGGG
This is a messenger RNA of Hibiscus syriacus, 799 nucleotides long. Its product is annotated as 40S ribosomal protein S18-like. Gene Ontology annotation, molecular function: RNA binding; structural constituent of ribosome. The transcript has 4 exons. NCBI's taxonomy places the organism in Eukaryota, Viridiplantae, Streptophyta, Magnoliopsida, Malvales, Malvaceae. Gene Ontology annotation, biological process: translation. The coding region runs from base 109 to 567 and encodes 152 amino acids. Gene Ontology annotation, cellular component: cytosol; ribosome; small ribosomal subunit. The record is from RefSeq and is a predicted model, not a curated record.